Molecule: messenger RNA, 1815 nt
Organism: Chelmon rostratus (copperband butterflyfish)
Lineage: Eukaryota; Metazoa; Chordata; Actinopteri; Chaetodontiformes; Chaetodontidae
Product: secretory carrier-associated membrane protein 1-like
Exons: 9
Coding region: 122-1153 (343 amino acids)
Biological process (GO): protein transport
Cellular component (GO): recycling endosome membrane; trans-Golgi network membrane
Source: RefSeq, a predicted model, not a curated record
CAGAAGGAGGCGGAGAAGACUGCAAGCGGCAGAGAGAGGCAGUCAUAUCACGAGAGCGAACCUUCCCUGGAGAAUCAGGGAGCUCUUCCACACAAGAAACCGUGUUUAGAAAGGCUGUACAAUGUCCGACUUUGACAGCAACCCGUUUGCAGACCCGGACUUCAGCAAUCCCUUUCAGGAUCCUUCAGUGACGCAGGUGACCCAGUCUGCCCCUCCUGGUGGUCUGGAGGAGUAUAACCCCUUCACAGACGCCAGAACGGCGGCCCCAGGAAAUGCUCCCAAAUCUACUCCCGCCCCUUCCCAGAACACACAACCAGCCAUCAUGAAGCCCACAGAAGAGCCGCCGGCGUACUCACAGCAACAGACUCAGGACCAAGCGCGUGCCCAGGCUGAGUUAUUGAGAAGGCAGGAGGAGCUGGAGAAGAAAGCAGCAGAGCUCGAUCGUCGGGAGAGAGAGUUACAGUCCCACGGAGCUGCGGGAGGGCGUAAGAACAACUGGCCUCCACUUCCAGAGAAGUUCCCUGUUGGUCCAUGUUUCUACCAUGAUAUUGCAGUGGACAUUCCCGUAGAGUUCCAAAAGACAGUCAAGAUCAUGUACAACCUGUGGAUGUUUCAUGCAGGCACGCUGUUCGUGAACAUGUUUGGCUGCCUGGCCUGGUUCUGUGUGGAUGCAUCUCGUGGUGUAGAUUUUGGCCUGGCCAUGCUAUGGUUUCUGCUGUUCACCCCCUGUUCUUUCGUCUGCUGGUACAGACCGCUUUAUGGGGCUUUCAGGAGUGAUAGUUCAUUCCGCUUCUUUGUCUUCUUCUUCGUCUAUAUCUGUCAGUUUGGAGUUCACGUCCUACAAACUAUUGGCAUCACUGGCUGGGGAACAUGCGGGUGGAUCGCAGCUUUAACUGGUCUGAACACCAGUAUCCCAGUGGGCAUCAUCAUGUUACUGAUUGCAGCUCUGUUCACUGCACUAUCUGUGGGCUCGCUCAUUAUGUUUAAAAAGGUGCACGCACUGUAUCGUACCACUGGUGCUAGCUUUGAGAAGGCUCAGCAGGAGUUUGCAACUGGGGUCAUGUCCAACAAGACCGUUCAGACUGCAGCCGCCAACGCUGCAGCCAACGCUGCAUCCAAUGCUGCUCGUGGGGCCUUCAAACCUCAGCCAUAAACUGACACACACGAACAUGCACACAUGCUCACACAUACAAACACACAGACACAAACACACACACACACACACACACACCCAGGCAUAUACACACAAAAGUUUGGGGGUGCACAACUCUGGCCCUGCAGGCUCUCAAAUCAAAUUGAUUCUUUUUAUGAAUGUUGUUAUGCUAAGAUUGCCCUGCUCACUUUGCUUAAAAUGUGCAAAGAGUCAGAGACCAGAAAUAACAGAGAAACCAGUCAGAUAAAGUGACCAGAGUUGUCUACCUUCACUUAAAAUCAAGUUUCAGUAAAAACACUCGUACAUCCUUCCUGUCUGCUCUUCAGUCAGACGACUGUCUGCUCACACCCUGAAAUAUCCACUAAGUGACUCAAGGUGUGCUCUGAGUGUGUGGGAUUUUAUCUCACUCCUUCGCUUUCCCUGCUCUUCUGUCACCUUGAGGUGAUCCUAGGUCAGCCAGAGGUCGCAGAUCUAGCAUACCUUAUUUUUGUCAUGGUGAUGACCUCCAAACAGCUUCCUGCCUGGUUAAUACAGUAUAGAGUCAUGAAAAGUGAUAAUAUGAUCAUGGUGUUUUGCACAUAGUUCUGUUUUCUUGGUCACAUACCGAAAGUACAGUGUGUGUUUGAAUGGCUGGGCCUGUGUGUGAAUGUGUACUUUAGAAA